Messenger RNA from Monascus purpureus, 2697 nucleotides. The record is from the annotation of a GenBank genome assembly. NCBI's taxonomy places the organism in Eukaryota, Fungi, Ascomycota, Eurotiomycetes, Eurotiales, Aspergillaceae.
CUCCCCUCUUGCAGAUACGAAGCAACUUCCUCUUCUCCUCUUCUCCUCUUCCCAGAACGCAGGACGGGGCAAUAAGAAGAGUAUUGCUGACUUUGAUCUACCUCUACUCACUUAAUCUGCCAUGUCUCUCCCGCGCGCUUCAUAUCUGGAGUCGUGGGAGUUCGAUCCAAACCGCCCCCGCGCGCGACUCCCUCCGUCGCGAACAGACACGGACGGAGACGACUCAAUUGACAACCUCAGCAGCUUUGUGAAUGACCUCCCCGAAUCUGUUUUGUCAUCCUCAUUUCCAUCGACCUAUAGCCGACGACUAAGCUUCAAUCCGUAUUCCGGGCCUGGGUGGAGAGAGGGGUCCGUCGAGCGCUCAAGUGGCGAUCGGCAUGACGAUGGGGUCAGAACAGAGGAACUAGAGCCGCCAGCAGCUUUGUUGAAGGAGCCCGACUGGGAUGUGCCAUUGACAACGGGCGCUUUUGAGGUUUCGAGGGGGAAGAGGAUCGGUACGUUCGUGAUAUUCCCGGUCACAUGCGCGGUAAGGUGUUGAUGAAGUCCGAAAGCCCAAGUAUGCAUUGCCGUGGUCUACUGUUUCCUAGGGGCUGGGAUUGUAUUUGGGUUUGCGGCUAUCAAACCCAUCUUAAUUCAGGAAGGCGUGUAUCGCCAUCUCUGUUCGGAUGAGGAGAUCAAUGACGGUGUAAACGUCUGUUACGGCCAAGAGAUUCGCCUCAAUUUAAUGUUUACCAUUGCUGCUGUUGCGACAAAUAUUUCUGCACUCCCCAUCGGCACAAUCCUUGAUAACUACGGCCCUCGGGUGUGCGGGAUAAUUGGUAGUAUUUGUCUCGCAACGGGCGCCAUUCUGGUUGGAUUUGCAAAUUCAUUGCGCUUUGAUGCAUACAUCCUUGGCUACCUCUUUUUGUCUCUGGGUGGACCGUUCGUGUUCAUCUCGUCAUUCCAUCUGUCGAACACUUUCCCGACCCGCUCGGGGUUGAUCCUGUCAACGUUAACAGGGGCCUUCGAUGCGUCUAGUGCAAUUUUUCUUAUUUUUCGUCUUGCCAACGAGAAGACAAGAGGGGCUUUUUCGACCAGGACAUUUUUCAUGCUCUAUCUAGUAGUUCCGCUGUUCAUUUUCGUUGCGCAGGUACUUGUCAUGCCUACAACAUCUUACAAGACUGCCGGUGAACUGGUCCAGGAAGCCGAGGCCACCAUUGCUGACGAAGCUAAUGAUAGAGUUGAUGAAUCUAUCGCUGAUCCAAGAGAAGGCGAACGCCAGCGUAACGACCGUCGACUUCAGAGACAUUCCAUCGUGAGCCAGAUUCAAGACCUUCUUGACGACCGUGGUACUGAUAACGAAGACAAUGGCAAUGAGAAUAUCGACUACUACAACAAGGUCAAAGGGUAUCUAUUCCGCGGCGAAAAUGGCAAAACCACCAACGCUGCUACUGGUUUCGGUGAAUCGGGGGACGGGCCUCCGCCACAACCAAGGCAACAACAGAAAGCCGUUACAUACACCUCAGGCGGCAUCUGGGGCGUGCUGCAUGGUUACUCAGCUGUAUACCAGAUCCUGACUCUUUGGUUCUUCCUAAUUACGGCCUUUACAGUUUUGCAGAUGCUCCGAAUAAAUUACUUUGUUGCCUCCAUAAAUCAGCAGUACACGUAUCUGCUCUCCUCCUCCCGCAAGGCAAAGGAAAUCAAUCAGCUCUUUGACUUCCUUCUCCCACUCGGUGGCCUGGCAUCAGUCCCAUUCAUAGGGAUUAUCUUGGAUAAUGUCGCUACACCGCUCGUACUACUCAUUCUGGUCGCAACUGCGACCCUCAUCGGAAUUCUGGGAUGCAUACCCCAUAGUAUGAUCGCAGCCUACGGAAAAAUCGCCGUUUUCGUUCUUUACAGACCAUUCUACUACACGGCCGUUAGCGACUACGCGGCCAAGGUCUUCGGAUUCCAAACCUUCGGAAAGGUAUAUGGACUCAUAAUCUGCACCGCGGGUCUUGGUAACUUUCUGCAGGCAGGUUUGGACGCAGUUACAUUCAAGAUGUUCGACAAAAACCCUAUACCGGUCAAUGCUUUUUUGACUAUUUCCGGGCUCGUUGUUGGAGGUUGGUUGGUGGGAUUUGUCUCUUGGAAGGCCAUGGCUAUUGCUAAAGCCACGGCUAGUGGGAGUUAUGGCGAGGUUGAGGCUGGAUCCAGUGGUGAUGGUGUUGCGAGGAGGGAUUUGGAAACGGAGCCGUUGCUUCCCAGGGGACGUCCUGGUGGUAGCGAUAGACACGAAGGAUCGUCUGGAUAUGGUGGCGUUGGUGGUACGGGCAGGAAUUAGAGGUGGUCUCGGCAGUUCGUUUAUGAAUCGUAUAUAUUGGUAUGAUGUCCAUAUUGAUGAUGUUGCUAUGCUGAUGUUUAUUGGUUUGACAGCCUGGUUGUUACAUAUGUGUGUUCUAUAACUUAUCUCAUAACUUCAAAACAUUCUACUGUCCGAAACUGCAACAAUCAUGAAGAAUCAUGCGUCUUCCGGAGCAUAACAGCCAUCCACAGAUCACGCAGUUAUUAUCUGAUUCCAGUUUUGCAGUGCAUUAGGCCCAACGGAGCGUUUAAUCAGACUCUCACUCAAGUCCCAGAGAUUAUUCCCUAGCUCCUCAUUCAUGGCCAUCUCACUUGGAGAUGCUAACUCGCUCUAUAAUAUGUCACCGUUAGCACAGAUAGCGAUAUGCUCCAAAU